AUGGAAAUGCCGAGGACGGCGGGAAGUCGACGUAAAGAUUAUAAUAAGACAGGCCCUACGGAAUCCCUUCCUUUUCGUUUCGAGACCGGGCUCGCCCUCUAUGCGAAGAGGACGCCGAGGCCCUUCCCUCCCCCAUUUCUGUCCCCUCCGUCGGGUUCUUUUUCGGAUCCACUGAGCACCCAUCACAUGAGUCGCGAUAGGCGCACAUUUGUCAAUGGAGAACUUAUUCGAGGUCUUACGAAUGGCGACGAUGCGGUGUAUGUCAGUGACAUGUUCAUUGGCGCCAAUGAUGGCGUGGGCGCGUGGUCAACAAGACCCGGGGGACAUGCUGGGCUUUGGUCCAGAUUGAUCUUGCAUUUUUGGGCCCUCGAGAUAGAGGCUGACGCCCAGCGGAUACGGCCUGCUGGCCAAAGAUAUGAGCCUAACCCCAUAGAAUACCUCCAAAAAGCGUACGAGCAGACGAUCGAAGCAACCUCAAAGCCGAAUAAAUGGCAGGGAACAACUACGGCUACCGGGGCACAACUUCACUAUCAGAAGGCGGAUUCAGACCCGAAUGCACCUGCGACGCCAUUACUGUAUGUCACAAACCUUGGCGAUUCCCAAGUCCUCGUCCUCAGACCCCACGACUCGGAACUUAUUUACAAGACCAAGGAACAGUGGCAUUGGUUUGACUGCCCACGACAGCUGGGGACGAACAGUCCAGAUACUCCUCGCAAGAAUGCCGUCAUGGAUAAGGUCAGUAUAAAGGAGAACGACGUGGUACUAGCGAUGUCAGAUGGGGUUAUAGACAAUUUAUGGGAGCAUGAAAUUAUUGAGUGUGUUGUCAGCAGCAUACGCAAAUGGGAGAGUGGCGAGGGAGGGCCGAGCACUGGAGAUCGUACGGGUGGUGCCGGGGGAGGCAUGAAGUUCGUGGCCGAUGAAUUAGUGAGAGCUGCAAAGGUGAUUGCAACAGAUCCCUUCGCCGAAAGCCCCUUUAUGGAGCAUGCGGUCGAAGAAGGCUUGGCUAUGGAAGGCGCACACAUCACCAUGAGAGGCAAACGAUCAAAACAAUACCGGAAGCUCAUGCAGCAAUACGGGCUGAGCUUUGGAUUCCGCGAGCCGUACCAAGUGAUCCUCGAUGCGGAAAUUAUCAGAACGGCGGAUAGAUUUAAGAUGGAUCUUGUGGCGGGGCUGGAACGGACAUUGCAAGGACAAGUUAAGCCCAUGAUAACUCAAUGCUCGAUGCGGCACCUAUACGCAGCGUCCAAGGAGCCCGGCAUGGCCGCGGUCAUCGACCAAGCGAAGACAUACGAGCGGCGGCGCUGCAACCACCUCCCAGAAGACUACCCCGAACCGCUCAGCACGAAAGAAUGCCUCUCAUCAGUAGUGGACCCGAAAGGGAACAAGACGAAUAAACAUCGCUAUGUGGUGGCGAGCCAGGAGCUGGAGGUGCGGAAAUUGAUGCGGGGCGUGAUGGGGGUGCCGCUGGUAUAUAUCAAUAGGAGCGUGAUGAUCAUGGAGCCGAUGGCGGGAGCAACGGCGGAGAAUCGCGAGCGGGAGGAGAGGCAGAAGUUUCGGGAUGGGCUGAAGGGAGGGAGAGGGAGUGGGAGCUUGAAGAGGAAGAGGGAAGAAGAUGAAGCUGGGGAAAAGGGGGCGGAGGGCGAGACUACUGGAGAACCGAAGAAGACGAAGAAAAGAAAAGGCCCCAAAGGUCCGAAUCCCUUGUCGGUAAAGAAACCAAAGAAGAGGCCGGAGCAGGCGGGAGAGGGAUCAGAACCUAACGCGAAGCCGAAACGUAGACGGAAGCAUAAGUCAAGCGCAGCCAAGACUGGCGUGUCUACAGAUGCUACAGAUGCCGCGGGGGAAGAUGAUGGGGAUGAUUGA
Amorphotheca resinae ATCC 22711 is the source of this 1863-nucleotide messenger RNA. RefSeq lists its product as hypothetical. Gene Ontology annotation, molecular function: small ribosomal subunit rRNA binding. The coding region runs from base 1 to 1863 and encodes 620 amino acids. The transcript has 7 exons. The record is from RefSeq and is a predicted model, not a curated record. Lineage: Eukaryota; Fungi; Ascomycota; Leotiomycetes; Helotiales; Amorphothecaceae. Gene Ontology annotation, cellular component: small-subunit processome; nucleolus.